This is a messenger RNA of Acinonyx jubatus (cheetah), 1903 nucleotides long. RefSeq names its product perilipin 5 (gene PLIN5). The record is from RefSeq and is a predicted model, not a curated record. Bases 161 to 1543 code for a protein of 460 amino acids. Gene Ontology annotation, biological process: lipid storage; positive regulation of triglyceride storage. The transcript has 8 exons. Lineage: Eukaryota; Metazoa; Chordata; Mammalia; Carnivora; Felidae. Gene Ontology annotation, cellular component: lipid droplet; cytosol.
CUAUAAGGCGGGCGGGGCCGGCGGUGGGCGGAGCCUGGAGCCCUAGUCGGGGGUCGGCGGCGGCAUCCGGGGGCUGUGGCUGCGCGCGCCCGGGUCGCAAAGCCCAGCGGGACAGAGCCCAAGGCCUGGAAGGCCCUCUCACUCGGCCCUGCCCCUCAGGAUGUCUGCAGCCGACAUGUCAGAAGAUGAGCCUGUGCGGCCCCCCCGAGACAGCCUGUGGGAGCAGGACAGGCAGAACGUGGUGCAGCGCGUGGUGGCCCUGCCCCUGGUCAGGACCACGUGCACCGCCGUCUUGGAGGCUUACAGUGCCGCUAAGGACAGGCACCCGCUGCUGGGCUCCGCCUGCCGCCUGGCCGAGCACUGCGUGUGUGACCUGACCGCCCGUGCCCUGGACCACGCCCAGCCGCUCCUGAGCCACCUGCAGCCCCAGCUGGCCUCCGUGAACAAUCUCGCCUGCAGGGGUCUGGACAAGCUGGAAGAGAAGUUGCCCUUUCUCCAGCAACCUUCGGAGACGGUGGUGACCUCGGCCAAGGACACGGUAGCCAGCAGUGUGACGGGCAUGGUGGGCCUGGCCCAGCAGAGCCGCCGCUGGAGUGUGGACCUGAAGCGCUCCGUGAGCCACGCCGUGGAUGUCGUGCUGGGCAAGUCGGAGGAGCUGGUGGACCACUUCCUGCCCAUGACCGAGGACGAGCUUGCGGCCCUGGCAGCGGAGGCCGAGGGCCCGGAAGUGGGGUCCGUGGAGGAGCAGAGGAGACGACAGGGCUAUUUUGUGCGCCUGGGCUCCCUGUCGGCGCGGCUCCGCCACCUGGCGUAUGAACACUCUCUGGGGAAACUGAGGCAGAAGAAACACCACGCCCAGGACACGCUGGCCCAGCUGCAGGAGACACUGGAGUUGAUCAACCUCAUGCAGGGUGGGGCCACACCCACUGCCCCCGCCCGCCCUGGGAAGGUGCACGAGCUCUGGGAGGACUGGAGCCAGCGCUCCCCAGAAAACGGCCGUCGCCGCAGCCAGGCAGAGCUGGAGACGCUGGUCCUGUCCCGGAGUCUGAUGCGGGAGCUGCAGGGCACAAUGGACGCGCUGGAGACCAGCGUGCGGGGCCUGCCCCCCAGCGCCCAGGAGAAGGUGGCCGAGGUGCGGCGCAGCGUGGACGCCCUGCAGUCCGCGUUCGCCGACGCCCGCUGCUUCGGCGAUGUGCCGGCGGCCGCCCUGGCCGAGGGCCGGGGCAGCGUGGCCCGGGCCCACGCCUGCGUGGACGAGCUCCUGGAGCUGGUGGUGCAGGCCGUGCCGCUGCCCUGGCUGGUGGGGCCCUUCGCGCCCAUCCUCGUGGAGCGGCCCGCGCCCCCGCCUGACCUGGAGGCUCUGGUGGACGAGGUCGUGGGGGGCCCUGACCCCCGCUGGGCUCACCUGGACUGGCCGGCCCAGCAGAGAGCCUGGGAAGCCGAGCACGGGGACGGGCCAGCCCUCCCAGGCGACACUUCCAAGGAGGAACCCACGCCCCCCAGCCGCGCCAAGCACACCCUGAUGCCAGAGCUGGACUUCUGACCAGAUGGGGCCACGGGGCAGCAGACGCGGCCCUCGGGAGGUCGCCCUGCACCCCCACCCCCCACCACCCCGAGGUCCCUGCUGCCCCCUAGUGGCCAUGAAUAUGCACUAACGGACUGCGCGGUGGCCUUGGCCCAGGUGCGCGGUGGGGGUGGGGGGCUAAAUUCAGCCGCCUAGACCAGCUUCACUGAUCUCAGACGCUCUCCAGUCUUUCCCUUGGACACAGGGGGACUGGAGCCCAAUUCAGGUCUCAUCUGCCCCAAGCUGGGUGCCUCUGUCUGUGGUCCCCGUCCCUGCACCCCCCAAAAAAGCGGAUCAAAACUCCCCAAAGAAACACAGUUUGCCCAGCGGCUGUCUGGG